Messenger RNA from Filobasidium floriforme, 1788 nucleotides. RefSeq names its product Rad17 cell cycle checkpoint protein-domain-containing protein. NCBI's taxonomy places the organism in Eukaryota, Fungi, Basidiomycota, Tremellomycetes, Filobasidiales, Filobasidiaceae. The record is from RefSeq and is a predicted model, not a curated record. Gene Ontology annotation, biological process: mitotic DNA replication checkpoint signaling; DNA repair; DNA damage checkpoint signaling. Gene Ontology annotation, molecular function: chromatin binding. The transcript has 10 exons. Bases 1 to 1788 code for a protein of 595 amino acids.
AUGGAUGAGCGCGAGGGUUCACAGCCGAGUUCUAUGUGGGCGGAUCGAUACGCUCCUACGACAAUAGCAGAUCUGGCACCUUCCAAGACGAGGAUCAGUCAGGUCAAAUCUUGGUUGGAAGAAGCGCUAUAUGGGCGUCCGGCAGGGCUGGAUGUCGGUGUGAAUUUCAGCAAGCAGGCAGCCGAGCGAGUGAGAAAGUAUCGACGCAUACUGCUCUUGACCGGUCCGGCGGGUGUCGGCAAGUCGACCAGCGUCCGAGCUAUCGCUGGAGAGAUGGGCGUCGAGGUGAUAGAAUGGAACGAGGGUUUUGAAGAUUGGGGAUUUCGGGGAGAUGUAGAGAGAGAAAGUCUGACCAGCAAGCUCAUCACGUUUCUGUCGAGAAAUUCCUACUCGUCUCUUCCCAUCGCCGGAAUCGAGGACAGUCGUCCUUCCAUGUCAAGUCAAACCCCAGCCACGGGUUCCACGACAUAUCCGCGGCUACUGCUCAUCACGUCAUUGCCGAACCUGUCUCACUAUCCGACACGUCAAGCAUUUCAUGGCGCAUUGCUAGAUUUCACUCGGGAUUACAGUUCGAAUAGCUCGCCUUUAGUUGUGGUCAUACCCGACGUCGGACAUAGUGGCGCGGCCGAAGAGCCAUGGAGCGCCAGAGGUGGAGCCGACAGCUCGAGCGACGGGGCGUGGGAUUUGAAGAGCGUCGUUGGCGAGGCAGUCCUGGCUAGUCCCGCCGUAACGACGAUCGACUUCCUGUCGAUGGCACCUACCUUUAUCACCAAAGCUCUCAAGCGAGUCCUGGGCCUUGCCAUUCCGAUCGCUUCAGAUCGACCUUCCAACGACGUAGUGCAGCUCAUCGCUCAGACCUCGAACGGGGAUUUGAGAAGCGCCGUGAAUUCGCUCGAAAUGUUGAUGAAGACCAGCUCUGCGGCCUUGACAAGUGCUGUAUCUGGGAAGACCGCUCUUCCGAAGAAGGGGAAAGGCAGUCGCGGUGGCGGAAAGGGGAAGGUUUCGGGAUCGAAGGAGAUGCAGAUCUUGUUGAAUCAGAUCGCCCGCCGAGAACAGAGUUUGGGCUUGUUUCACGCGCUCGGCAAGGUCCUGUAUAAUAAACGGAUCGGCGAGACGAGUGAGGAUGGCGAUGACGACGGUCUAGCGAGAGCCAAGGAGGCGGAAUAUCUGGCGACGAAUCCGCUGCCGAAUCAUUUACGUCGACAUUCUCGGCCGCGAUACGAGAACGAUUUCGAGGAACUGUUGAGCACGGCACCUGUUGACACGGCGACGUUUAUGCUAUGGAUCCACCAGAAUAUGCCACAGUUCUGUGCGGAUAUUGAUGAGCUUGACGAAUGUCUCGAAGCGAUAUGUGAUGCCGAUCGGAUGAAGACCGACGACGAUCUAUGGCAACGAUCGUCACAAGCCAUCGCUUAUGCCUUUCACGUCGCCGUUCGGGGGGUCGUAGCUGGUCUGCCAGCGCCCGUACCCAAAAACCAUCAGAAGAUGUUCAAACCCGACUUUUUCCGAUGGAUCAAGUCUGGCAAACUCAACCAAGCGACCCUCGCCGAUAUAACUCGCUGGCUGGCUCGAGCAGGAGAGUCGGCACAGCCACGUGAUAGCCUGGACGGCAUGUGGGAACCGGCCGACAACCAGGAAGAUGUCUCGACCAAUACGUAUCGCGGGCAGCGAUCGAAUGCGGUCCUGGCUACCGAGUUUUUGCCUAUGAUACGUCUGUUGAAACGACGAGGACAUGGCAAGUCGACUGGUACUGCGCGCCUCGUCGCACCGCCAAAUAUGAAACGCUAA